AAAAUUAAUUUAGGCUGACAAAGUCCAAAACAGUAAAAGGUCAAGUGACAGAACGUUGUAAUUUAAUUAACUUGGGUAUAUUUGGCAAAUUGUAAGGGAUUACAAGGAACACAAGCAUUUGAAUACCUUCGACUCAAACCAUCAGCCUGUCUGCAAAUGGCAGACAGGAAGUAGAACUCGGAAGCGCGUAUUGCUGUACCAUGUGUACUUCACAUCACGUCACACUCCUGAUACCGCAGGGUGACCUCUUCCCCACGUGCGCCAUUUGUACUUGAGAAAAACUCUGUACAGUAGGUCACAAACACUUAAGCUCCCCGAUUGGACACAGUCUUAUCCUGAGACAGCAGGCGCGAUCGCCCCUGCCAGGAAGGCAUGAGUGUAGAUAAUAUGCAGUCCGAGAGCUGAGGGAGGGACUCAGGCGUGGCGAGAAGCAACCUGGUUACCAAGCAUGAAAAACGCUCAGUCUCCAAGGAGAAGGUGCAGCUGACGCAGCUCUCCAUCGCUGACACACAUUGCAACCCACAUUCGCCUAGAAGAGCGAGGGUGUGCUGCGAAGCGGCGUGGGAACGCAGGACGGAGCGCCGAGCAGGUGCUGUCCUUCCUGCUGGAAAUUAUGUUGUGUCCCAGGAGAACGAAGCACUGUUUCCUGUUGAGCCUAGGCAUCUGUACUGCAGUCUACAUUUACCUGAAAGCCAAUAUACAGCUAUAUUUCACUGCUCACCCCAAGUCGGAGAGCAGUAGGCCUUUCCCUCAGUACUGCAGGCCAUUCAUGCCCAGACAGGGGGCACCAUGGCAGAUGAGAGACUGCCUCUCUGAAAACUAUUUCACCACAAAGAAGCCAAACUGCUCCCGAAUAGCUGAGGAACUCCACUUUAUCACAGCUCCCUUGAGUCGAGAGGAAGAGGAGUACCCUCUGGCCUUCAUCAUCACCAUCCACAAGGAGCUGGAGUUGUUCAUGCGCCUCCUAAGGGCGAUUUACGCCCCCCAGAACGUCUACUGCAUCCACGUUGACGGCAAAGCCUCACAGCAGUAUAUAACCAUUGUCCGUCAGCUGGCCAGCUGCUUUCCUAAUGUGUUUCUCGCAACCACAAGAGAGAAGGUGACCUAUGCAGGCUUUUCACGCCUCAAGGCGGACCUCAACUGCAUGGAGGAUCUGGCCAGAUCCUCGAUACCCUGGAAGAAAGUAAUAAACCUAUGUGGCCAGGACUUCCCAGUGAUGUCCAAUCUGGAAUUGGUGCGGUAUCUACAGAGUAAGCCGUGGAAUGGGACCAACAUGACUCCAGGCGUCAAACAGCCGUCGCCCAUGAAGUACAGAACACAGAUACAAUAUGAGGAGAUUAACCACUCCUACAUGGCCCCUAAGGGCAAGACGUACACAAAGGGGUCACCUCCACACAACUUGGACAUCUACUUUGGGACAGCCUAUUACGCUCUGACACGGCCAUUUGUGGACUUUGUGCUGCGGAGUACAGUGGCUAAGGACCUACUGGAGUGGUCCAGAGAUACCUACAGCCCUGAUGAGCAUUACUGGGUAACACUAAACCACCUAAAAGAUGUACCAGGGAGCCAUACAAGAGGAAAAUGGGAAGGUAACAUUCGUGCAAUAAAAUGGAAAGACCAAGAGGGAACAACACACAAAGGGUGUAAAGGGCAGUACGUUCGAGACAUCUGUGUAUUUGGAUUAGCAGAUCUGCCGUGGGUCACUGCCAAGAACAGCAUGUUCGCUAACAAGUUUGAAAGACGGCUCUUCCCAGAGGCAGUAGACUGCUUGGAACUGUGGCACCGACAGAAAGUUCUGCAGCAAGCAGAUGUACUCAUCCAACCAGAAUGGCACCUUGCGACAAGCAAAGUCUCAAAUCAAACUCUCACUGAACCAGCCACUGUGGACGGAAGAGGAUGAAGAACAAUUACCAGUUACUGACUUUUUUUUUACCAAAUCCCAAAAAUAGAUUUUUAAAUACUGCCUUUGCAGGGUUCAAAAUAUGACAUAUGACUAACUGUAUUGUCAGAAAUAUGUAAAUCUAUGCUGACAGAAGGGUUGUGCGAUAUCACAUCGCAAUGUAAUAGUGACUAUAUGGCACAUGCGCAAUGAUUAUCAUGGCUUUAGAUAACGGGCAAAACAUUUGCCUGGACACUGGCAUUUUGGCACUAUACGGACAUCUACUUACGCCCACAAUUUGCUAAGCAGAUUAGGGGCACACCUAAAAUAUUAAGGAGACGUGUAUUAUGACACCCAAAAGUUAGUAAUCUGUAUAAAUGCGACGUAUCCUUAUGUUCAGUAAAUGUGUCGGACUAUAAAGUGCAGAAAAAAUACCGCUGGAAUGGCAAGAAGACAGAGAAUGAAGGAUGCAUGCAUGUAGCAUCCAACUAAAAUAUGAUACAGUGGUGAGAGAAAGCCAGUCCAUCAUGGAUCAAUGAAAUUGACUUUCUGUAUUUUUUUGGCUUCGACAAAAGUAAAACAUGCAUAGCCCAUUGGACGCAUCAUAACGGAAAAGACCUCCGUACAUACAAGGCACCACUUCUGCUGAUGUCAUCAAGAGAUCAAACAAUACAGAUCAACGGAGUAAACCACUGUUACCUACCACAGCUGGGGAACACCACAGCUAUUUAAGAGUCUCAUAACAGCAUCAGGUUCCACUGUCCAAACUAGGCCAUUCGUACAUAUGUAUAUUUGAAAUAUUUGUUUUUAAAUAACGUGACUUGCUUUCUAUCUAGUUUAAGUUUCCAGCCAGGUUUUGCAUUGCUUAGCAUUCUGCAGUGGGGACAAGGAUUUGGCCCUAAUUGCAUGUCACCACUGGCAAAAAAGGCAGAGCAGAGCGUUAGCAUGCUCCUAUAAGUCAAAGCAGACUGCAGUCUAGUGAGACAAAGGUUAUUUAACAGUACGUUCAGAUGGAGCAUGUCCCUCGUUUAAGCUCGCACGAGAUAGUAUAAUGAGGUAUGAAGACUGAGAUGUACCCAAUUGCACUGAUGUCAUAAUCUGGAGAUUCAUAAGUGAACCUUUCCAUCUUAGCUGAUCCAGUAUAAUAGCUUAUCCAUUGUUACCUUGGCUAUUGUUCCUAAUGGUACUGGGGGGGGGGGAUU
Brienomyrus brachyistius is the source of this 3081-nucleotide messenger RNA. RefSeq names its product beta-1,3-galactosyl-O-glycosyl-glycoprotein beta-1,6-N-acetylglucosaminyltransferase 7-like. The record is from RefSeq and is a predicted model, not a curated record. The coding region runs from base 614 to 1900 and encodes 428 amino acids. Gene Ontology annotation, molecular function: acetylglucosaminyltransferase activity. Gene Ontology annotation, cellular component: membrane. Lineage: Eukaryota; Metazoa; Chordata; Actinopteri; Osteoglossiformes; Mormyridae. The transcript has 4 exons.